Molecule: messenger RNA, 1188 nt
Organism: Impatiens glandulifera
Lineage: Eukaryota; Viridiplantae; Streptophyta; Magnoliopsida; Ericales; Balsaminaceae
Product: floricaula/leafy homolog 2
Exons: 3
Coding region: 1-1188 (395 amino acids)
Biological process (GO): regulation of DNA-templated transcription
Molecular function (GO): DNA binding
Source: RefSeq, a predicted model, not a curated record
AUGGAUCCUGAAGCCUUCUCAGCCAGCUUAUUCAAAUGGGAUCCAAGAGGACCGACCGCUAACCGCCUUCUUGAAGCCGCCGCCGCCCCACCGCCGCCGCAUCCGGCCGCUAUGAUUUCUUACUCCGCCGCCCGUCCCCACCAAAGGGACCUCGGUGGUCUAGAGGAUCUCUUCCAUGCUUAUGGCAUUAGAUAUUACACGGCGGCGAAGAUAUCAGAGCUAGGGUUCACAGUAAGCACUCUAAUAGACAUGAAAGACGAAGAACUAGACGACAUGAUGAACUCUCUCUCUCAUCUUUUCCGUUAUGAACUCCUCGUCGGCGAACGUUACGGUAUCAAAGCCGCCGUCCGUGCCGAACUCCGGCGCCGUCAUCUCAUCUAUUCCUCCGAACAAAACCCAAUAUCAAUUAACUCUCUUGACGCCCUCUCUCAAGAAGGUCUUUCGGAGGAAAAGGAAGCCGCCGGAAGUGCCGGCGUUGGGUCUGCCGGGUGGGAGAUGACGGCGGUUGCCGGCGCCGGCGGAGGAGGAGGAAAGGAGGGUUUGAGGAGGAGGAGGAGAAGGAAGGGAGGGAAUUGUUGUGAUGAGGAGAGAGGAAGUGAGGGAGAAGGAGGAGGAGAUGAGAGACAAAGGGAACAUCCGUUUAUUGUUACUGAACCGGGAGAGGUGGCGCGUGGGAAGAAGAAUGGUUUGGAUUAUUUGUUUCAUCUUUAUGAACAGUGUCGGGAGUUUCUUGUUCAAGUUCAGAAUAUUGCCAAGGAAAGAGGUGAAAAAUGUCCUACUAAGGUGACGAAUCAAGUGUUUAGGUAUGCUAAAAAAGCAGGAGCAAGUUACAUAAACAAACCAAAGAUGAGACAUUACGUUCAUUGUUAUGCACUCCAUUGUCUAGACGAAGAAGCUUCCAAUGCUCUUCGCAGAGUUUUUAAGGAAAGAGGUGAGAAUGUCGGCGCAUGGAGACAAGCUUGUUACCGACCGUUGGUUAACGUCGCAGGUAGAUCUAGUAGAGAAUGGGAUAUUGACGCCGUUUUUAAUUCUCAUCCUCGUUUGUCUGUUUGGUAUGUGCCCACUAAACUCCGUCAACUCUGCCAUGCUGAACGUAGUAGUAGUUCAUCUUCUCUUUCUGCACCGCCACCGCCGUCAACUUCUCUUACCGGAGUAGGAGGAGGAGGAACCGCUAUUAUGCCGUUUUGA